Messenger RNA from Schistosoma mattheei, 13777 nucleotides. The record is from the annotation of a GenBank genome assembly. NCBI's taxonomy places the organism in Eukaryota, Metazoa, Platyhelminthes, Trematoda, Strigeidida, Schistosomatidae.
AUGCAUAUGGUAUUAGGUGGUGAUGUUGUUCGCCUCUUUCAUGGUGAUGAAUCUUUGACAGCAGCGUGUGCCACUGAGUCAGAGGAAUUUUCAUCGUCGGUUGCAAUGACAAUGAACGGAUCGGCUCCCGGAAGUCCCCCUAAUAAAAUACAACGUUCAAGUAUAGUGAAUUCUGAUUUAUUGUCUGGUUCACGUCAUGCGGUUAUGUAUGAAAUUGGCGCUGUUUCAACAAGUGCUCGCUCAUUAUGGCGGAUUGAACAUAAGAAAACUAAAUGGAGUGCUGGUUUCUUCUCAUGGGGUUCUGAAAUUCGUUUACGUCAUGUAACUACUGGUCGUUAUUUGGGUGUAUUGCCUAGUGAAGCCAAUGGAAGUGGACACUGUGAUGUCGUCACUUUGUCAGCACAUGAAGCAACAAAUGCAGCUUCAAUCUUUUUGAUAAGACCUAGUAAAGAUGAUAAAAAACGUUCAGAAGAACACGAAACUGAAGGUAUGGGCGAACCAGAUCUUAGAUUAGGUGAAACACUAGCUUACCUUCAACAUGCGGCAUCUGGUCGAUGGUUAUCAUAUGAGGCAUACGAAACACGUAAACGUGGUGUUGGUCGUGUGGAAGAGAAAAAGGCUGUCCUAUUAAUUGAAGGUCAUAUGGAUGAUUUGUUUAGUUUAGUAAGAGCACAAGAUGAAGAAAUCAGGUCAGCAUCAGCAAUACGUCGAUGCACAUCUGUAUUUAAUAACUUUAUACAUACAUUAAAUUAUAUAUCAUCACCGCAAAACGUAACUUUACCAUCACAACAGAGUCAGUGUAAUUUAAGCAGUGGACAUUUAUUAGGUGAAGUAACUCAAUGUUUAGAGGAUUUGAUUGAAUUUUUCGCUCAACCGCAUCCACAUGAAGAACACGAAAUUCAACAAUCUAAAUUAACUGCAUUAAGAAAUCGUCAAAAUUUGUUUCAGAAUGAAGGUAUGAUUGGACACGUAUUGAGCACUAUAGAAAGAUUCACUGGAACAUUCCAAACGCGUCGAGAAUUUUCACAAGCUGUUGGUGAGGAUAAAGCUGAUCAGUUUGAUGAAUUGGGCAAUUAUCUAUACUUACUACUAGCUGCACUUAUUCGUGGCAAUCGUGAAAAUUGUGCACAGUUCGCUACACCUACCCGAUUGGAUUGGCUUUUCAACAGGCUGGAAUUACAACAGGGUUUCGCUGAAGGUGUUUGGAUGCUUUACAUUGUUCUACAAGCAUUAUGUUCAUUAUGUCUAGGACGUCAAGGUGGAGCUGUACGAUUAAAUCAGGAGUUGAUAUAUGAAACCUUAUUACCACAAAAAGAUUUAUUAUUACAAACAAAAUUAGUUGAUCAAUGUGGAUCAGUUCGACCAAAUAUAUUUGUCGGUUAUAAAGAUGGUGGAGCUAUGUAUCCGAAGUGGUAUUUUGAAGUAAUUAUUGAUUCACUCGAGACAGUUACACAUCAACCAGCAAAAAUUCGGGUUGGUUGGGCUAAUACAGAAGGUUACAAUGCACAUCCCUGUGGUGGACCAGGUUGGGGUGCAGCAGGAUUGGGUGAUGACCUGUUUAGUUAUGCAUUUGAUGGAAGUUGUUUAUGGGCUGGUGGUAAGCCGAAACGGGCUACGAUCGGAACAGAUGAAGCAACAAAUGAGGAAGCAACAUCUAAUGUACCAUUGAAACGUGGUGAUAUUAUUGGAUGCUUGUUGGAUUUAACUGGACCUGUUAUUCAAUUUAAUGUGAACGGGCGUCUAGUAAGGGGAUAUUUUCAGGAUUUCAAUAUAAGCGGUUUGUUCUAUCCAUGUAUGAGUAUGAAUGCAAAAGCAAGUGCAAGAUUUCUUUUAGGAUCAAAUCAAGGUCGUUUACAUCAUGGUCCUCCACCCGGUUACUCACCUAUAUAUUAUGCUAGACAACCGGGGCAAAAACUUCGUCUUGAACCUGUAUUUACAUUCGGUCAACUUGAUAAAUACGUAUUCACCGGUCCACUGAAUUCACCAACACCACAACAAUAUGUAUUUGUACCACGUACAGUGCGUACUUCUCAUAUCCAAUUACCAAACUAUGUUGAAAUGGUUCGUGAUAGAUUAGCUGAGAAUCUACAUGAAAUGUGGUCUAUGCGUAAAAUUGACCAGGGCUGGAAAUAUGGUGAACGUCGAGAUGAUGAAAAUAAUCUUCAUCCAUGUUUGACUACAUUUGACAAGCUGCCGCCGUCAGAUAAGCAGUAUAAUGUAACACUUGCCUACGAAACAUUAAGAACAAUAAUUAGCUUAGGUUAUAAUAUUACUUAUGAACCAUUACCUGAGGGUACAAGGAUGAGAACAAUGAAGCUAUCAAAUAGUUUUACUCAGGUGAAUGGUUAUAAACCUCAGCCAUUGGAUUUAACACAAAUUCGUUUGUCUGUGCGUAUAGAAGCAUUAGUUGAUCAAUUAGCUGAAAACACACAUAAUAUGUGGGCACGUGAUCGUAUUGCACUAGGAUGGACUUAUGGUUUUGUUGAAGAUCAUUCACAGAAACGAAGUCCACAUUUAGUUCCAUACAGUGAAGUUGAUCCUAUUAUUCAACAGUCAAACAAGGACACAGCGAUUGAAACAGUGAAAACACUUAUAGCCUAUGGAUAUUCACUGGAACCCAUUAGUUCAGACUCUUCCGAUCCAGGUCGUGGUAAUUCUAACAUGGAUUAUUCAGGACCAACCAGGACUUAUCGUGGCCAAACUACUAGAGCAGUAACACGUGGUAAAUGGUACUAUGAAGCAGAAAUACUAACAUCUGGUUUUAUUCGAAUUGGAUGGGCUAAGAAAAGUGCACCGCCUGACUUAAUAAUUGGUUCAAAUAGCAGUUCGUAUGCUUUUGCUGCACAUCAGGCUCGUAAGUGGAAUCGAAAUGGUUCUGUUUAUGGUACAAUCUGUCGACCAGGCGAUGUAGUUGGUUGCAUGAUGGAUUUAGUAGACAAAACAAUAUCAUUUUCAUUGAAUGGAGAGUUGAUGAUGGAUCCUCUAGGACUGGAAAUAGCCUUUAAACAUAUAAAAGUGGAAGAAGGUUAUGUGCCAGCAUUUUCUCUUGGAUCUGGACAGCAAGUUAAGAUCAAUUAUGGAAAUGAUGUUCAAUCACUGAAAUUCUUUACUUAUUGUGGACUGCAAGAAGGAUAUAAACCAUUAGGAGUUAAUAUGUGUCGACCGUUGCCUAUGUGGUAUUCCAGAGAGGAUCCAUCUUUAUUUGUUGAUGUUGAUCGGCAGCAUCCAUCGCUAAAAGUUAACGUAUCAUCUGGAACAACACCUACUUUUAAAGUAACAGUUAAACAAGCAGACCAUAUAUCAUCAGAAGAAAUACAAUUUUUACGAUUAAGUUUAGGCACACAGUGUAAAGAUCAUUUUACAUCAAAAACCUUGAAUGAACGUCAUGCACAUCUUGAUGCUUUAAGGCGUCAACUUGAACCAGAACCAAUUUACACACAAGGUGUUGGAGUUGGAGAUUCUUCUAAUCUGAUUAUGAUGGGACAAGAUAUGUCCGCUUCUACACUAGAAGUUCGAGAUAGACGUGGUAAGAAAAUUAGACUUGGAAAUAUGUUUAAGAAAGCUCGAUCAAGGGAUCCAAGCCCGGAAGUAACAUCGACUUUAGGUGGAGGAGGUGGUGGGUCGUUGCUAAGUGGUGGUGGUAGUAGCCUUACUGGUGGCAAACGUGGUGGUGCACAUGCUACAACUGGUUCGUUGGGUCCUAGUGGUGGUGGUGGUCAGGGAAGUGCCGGAUCUGGUAGUCUUCUUUCUGCAACAGCUGGGGGUUUUUCCACUGGCAUCACGGGGCCACAAGUUACAACAACCCAAAUGUCUCAACUUGAUCAAAAUCCUCCUGGUGCUAUUAGUGGUCAGAGGCAGGUGCAACAGACAGGAAUGCCGGCACCAGGGGCUCUCGGUGAUAUGAAAAAUACUAGAGCAGGUGCAACUGGUCUAGAUGAUAUGGACUUAUUUCUUCCAACAUCAAGUGGACACACAAGUCCAUUAGCUAAUCUCGUCGAUGAAUUUUCAUUCACAGUAUUAGUGUUACCCGGACAAGAUCCUGGCCUAGUUCAUAUUGGUUGGGUCACAAGUUACUUCAAAUUAGCUAAAACAAGUAAACCGGAUCAUAUUAGUGGAUUUUUACAUAAUGUAUCAUCACAAUUACAAUUCGACACAACACAUGGACAAUUACAUGGUCACUCUAAUCAAAAUCCUAUGCUUGGUGAUACUAGUGGCAGCGGUGUGCAACCAUACGCUGCCGACUUAUUCACUGUUCGUCAAGCAGCUGUUUGUCUCUUGGAGUCAGAUUUAACAUUAAAGUCUGCUGUUGCUGAACGUGCAUCUUUCAUGGUUAACUUGGGGCAAUUACUCAAUCAGAUGGCUACAGCAGAAGACUUAGGUAAACGAAUGAGUCAAGGCUUAUCGCUAACUUGUUGGGUUGAUAUAGCCACUGGAACAUUGGGAUUUGAUUUAAAUGGUCGUGAUAGUGGAAUACGGUUUCAGGUCGAGCCAUCCACACGUCUAUUUGCUGCAGUCUUCUAUCGACCUACUGUUAAAGAGGCUAUCCAUUUUGAAUUUGGUCGACGAAAUCGUUAUACUUUACCAAUUACGGCGAGUAUGCUUCGACCACCAAGAUAUACAUCCACUGUAUUGCCACAUCGUUUAAGAGUUCAAGCAUUGGAGCGUGUUCAUUGGGCUCGUGUACCACCGAAAGCUAUAAAGAUGUUCAGUAUGAAGAUUAGUGAACUACGCGGAUGGGGUACCUCUAUUGAAUAUCCAGUCUCUGAAAUCGCUGUUCGUUUACCAGAAUCCGACAGAUGCUUUAUAGCUCUUGAAUUAGAGGAAAUGCCAGAAUUAUUAAAGUAUCAUUCUCAUACACUGGAAUUAUAUCGUGCUUUAUGCUGUCACGAUAAUCACAAUGUUGCACAUUAUUUAACUAAUCAUGUGGAUGAAUAUCAAUUAUUGCAUGCUAUGACAGCCGCAGAUAUGCCUGGACCUCUACGUUCUGGUUUUAUUGAUUUAAUGUUAGUUAUGCAUAUAAGUAGUCAUGUAAAAUUGAAACAAGUCACAGGAAAGGAAUUCAUUGUACCAAUGUUUAAAACUGAACCGAAACCGAAAAAAUAUAUAUUCGACUUUGAUGAACGUACAGGAGAAUUAGACGGUAAAAAAAUAAACGAUGACGGCGUUAAAGAAGUUGAUGAAUAUGAUUUCGACCGGAUACCAGCUGUUGAAGAACAUAUCAGUAUUCGUCCAGAACUGAAAACUGAUCCACAUUUACUUAUUCCUGGAGCAGAUGGAACUGGCAAUUUACCUGUAACGCCACCAGAAAAAACAAAAGAAGAUAGUGCAAUGUCAACUGCAUUGAAUAUAGCUGGAACGAAUGGUUUAUUAAAACUAUCCGAUUGUCCACCAUUUCCAUUAGUUAAAUUGAAAUUAGUCUGUUUAGAUUGUUUAGUGGAUAGUGUAUAUAAAGGUGGUAGUAUACGUGAUCCAGCUGGUGGAAGUUAUGAACAUUUAUUGCUACCGUUAGUAAAAACAAUCAACUGUCUCCUUGUUAUGGGUGUGCUCGAUCAAAAAGAUAUUCACACUCUUUUGGCUAUCUUGGAUCCUAAAUCAUUUAAAGCAUCAUUGCCAUUAAGAGGUGAUUCGACGUAUGAAAGUCUACUCGAGUUUCAAUUGCCAGAAAGUGUCAAACUAGAAAUAUGCCGUCUGUUACAUAAUUUAUGUGAUUUACAAUUACGUAACAGAGUAGAACAAGUUGUAAAAUUUGCUAGUAAAUUUGUACAAGCUUUACAAGAAGAUCAAAAUUUUAGGUAUAUGGCUAUCAAGAAAUCCAAUCUACCAUCAUCUGUAGCAGCUAGAAGAACAAGGGAAUUUAGAUGCCCUGCCUCAGUACAAAUGAAAAGUCUUCUGCAAAUCCAUGGUCCGGGUGGACCAACAGGUCGUUCACAAGAGACACAAACUGAACCAUCAACUAAUGAGACAGUUUCUGGAAAUGAAGAAGAAGAUGAUGAAUUAGAGGGUGUUGAAACUAAUCCCUGCUCAGAAGAAGUUAAGGAAAUGCUUCGAAGUUUUCACAAACUACUCUGUAAUAAGUUAGGUGUAAUGUUACCAGAAAAUAAUGAAAGCAACUCAGGAAAUAAAUCAGACUCUGAUAAGUCUGCGGACAGUGGGUUCGACGAAUCACAUUUACAUUCACCAUUACUAACACAUCCAUCAGAUACCCUUAGUUUAGCAUCAUUUGGUCCAUCUUAUCCAUCUGAUGAAUUACAAACAGCUUUAGCUCACCUUCCAUUGGUCCCGCCUGAUAUGGGUCAUCCAGAAGAAGGUUCAGGUACGCCACCAUGGAUUUUAAAAUUAUUAUGGAAUAUAAUUAUUCGUAAUCCAUUGACAAAUGAUUCAACCAUUGAAGUGAAUGAGAAUAAUGAGCAGACAUCUGUUACUCAGUUUUAUCAUUCAGGAAAACGUUCACUGGAUGGACUUAUCGUUUAUACGAUAGUUAAAUGGGCUAAAGAAGGUUUUAUUGAAAGUUUAGAACUGAUCCGAGAAAUGUUUUCUGCACUUCAUCGUCAAUACAAUGCAACUGAAGAACUAAAAAAUGCGCUAGAAAAAACUUAUGUCAUCAGUGGUUCAUCGCAAGAUGAAGUAUCUCGUCUACUACGUUCACUUGGACGAGUAAGAAGUUUACUUGGUGUUCAAUUAGGAUCAAAUGAAGAAAUUCUAUUAAAGAAUUGUUUAUGGGACUUAAUGAAUAAUAAAGUAUUCUUUCAACAUCCUGAUUUAACACGUUGUUUAGCUGUACAUGAGACAGUUAUGCAAUUAAUGGUACAAACAUUAACUAAAGCAACAUUUGAACAACCAGGUGGAAAUGCCAUUUCCAAAGAUGCAAUACACUCAUCCAAUCAGGCGGUAACAACUGACAUUACAGUGACCAGUGUCACUGGUUCUUCAUUACCUGUUCUACAUGAGGAAGGUUUAAAUUCAACUACAGGUCAUGGAAGUCAUCACCAACAACAACAGCAAUCGCAACAACAACGUGGUUCAGCUGGACCAACUGAAAUGGUUGUUCAAUGUUGUCGUUUUCUAUGCUAUUUUUGUCGUACAUCAAGAGAUAAUCAAAAAGCUAUGUUUGAACAUCUUAGUUAUAUGCUAGAAAAUUCAUCUAUGCUACUUGCUCGUCCAAGUCUUCGUGGUACAUGCCCAUUGGAUGUAGCCUAUUCUUCUUUGAUGGAUAACAAUGAAUUGGCUUUGGCUCUACGUGAAAAACAACUGGAAAAGGUUGCUAUCUAUUUAUCACGAUGUGGUGUUCAGUCAAAUGCUGAGUUAUUAGCUAAAGGUUACCCAGAUAUUGGAUGGGAUCCAGUGGAAGGAGAACGUUUUCUUGAUUUCUUGCGUUUCACUGUUUGGGUUAAUGGUGAAACAGUUGAGGAAAAUGCUAACUUAGUUGUUCGUCUAUUGAUUCGCCGACCAGAGUGCUUAGGUCCGGCAUUGCGCGGUGGAUCGAAAGUUAUGAAACAUUCUACUGGAAAUACGGGAACAGACGGUUUAGAAGUGCCACCAGGUGGUCCAGAUGGAUUGCAUGCUGCAAGCGAAUCAACUGGACAGCUAAUUAGUGACACAGAUUAUCAGCCUAAUUUAGCUGGUGGUGGUCUUUUAAAGGCAAUGAAAGAAGGUCUAGUAAUGUCAGCUCAAAUUAAACUAGUGAAAAUGGCUCAAGAAGCUGAAUCAGCAGGCUUGAAUCCAGAAGAAGAAGAUUUAGGGUGGCGAACUGUCUUGAUGGACUACGAAGACGCCAAUUUAUUUACACCACUACCAUACAACUUUGAAUCACUACCGCCUGAAGAUGAUCCCGAUUACAUUGAUCUGGGUGCUGCAAUAUUGACGUUUCAUUCAAUUUUGGUAAAUUUAUUGGGAUAUUGUGCACCAGAUAUGGAAACUGUUAAAAGUGAAUCAAUACGUGCCAGGUCAAUUUUACAAUCACUUGUUAGUAUGGCUGAUUUAGAAGGAGUUUUAUCACUGAGAUUUAUAUUACCUCCGCCAAAAUUAGAAGUCCAGACCAAUGAAGAUGGAGAAGAUGAAUGGGUUGAUAAAGCUGGUAUGCCACCUGGUCUACUGCCAGAGCAUAAAGCAUCGGUUGUGUUAUUUUUAGAGCGAGUUUAUGGAAUUUCAGAUGCUGCGACAUUCUUAAGGUUAUUAGAAAAUGGUUUUCUACCAGAUUUACGUGCAGCCACAUUACUUGAUUCAACUGUUGUUCCAGACAGUGAUAUGGCUUUAGCAUUAAAUCGUUAUUUAUGCAAUAGUGUUUUGCCAUUACUCACACGUCAUACCAAAUAUCUUGGCGAAGAAGGUACAACUGGAGGAUUAUUUGAGGCAACAUUACAAACGGCUUAUCGUUUAUCAAAAUGUCGAUCCAUUACUAAUCAUCAACGUGAAGUCGUUUGUGACUUCUUAGUUGCUUUGAUGCAACAAAUUAAACCACCAAUGAUGUCUGCUCUAUUAAAGAAAAUGGUUUCUGAUUUACGUACAUUAUCAAAAGAAUCCGUCGUAUCACUUCGAGCGUUGACAGAAUUUUACCAACGCUGUGGGACUUAUUAUAGUUCAGAUGGAUGGACAGGUGGCGCACAAGGUUCACCAGGACAUAGUGCAACAUCAGUUGACGAUGAUUCUGGAUGCACCAGUAACGAAACCGGUAGUGGUGCUAGUUCUGGUGGAGCUGAUAACGUAGGUAGUCGUAGCGGUGAUGGUGAAACAUCAGCAUCUGAAGAGGAACGAAGUAUCACUGCUCAUCUAUUCAUAUUAAUAUUCGAAAAGUUAUCCCGACAACCAUAUGAACCCGAAUUAUUUUCUUAUGCAUUACCAUGUUUAUGUUCGAUAGCAUGUGCUUUACCACCGGAUUACUCAAUUAGUCAAUUGAAUGCGAUGGGUCAACAAAAUGACAGUUUAGGGCAAAAUGUUGGGCAAUCAGUAUUCACUGAUCAAAUGAAUUCUUUACUAGUUCCUGGAGCUCCUAAAAUAGAAGCGAAUGAUUCACUUGAUGAACUUGUUCAUCACGAUGUAUUUCGCCCUCAACCUAUAGAUACAUCUCAAGUUCGUCUUCCAGUAGCAUUGAAUGGCUUAAUUCAGAGAUUCGCUGAACAUUGCCAUGAUUCAUGGGCUUUAGAUUUGAUUGAACAGGGUUAUACAUUUGGUGCACAAGUUGAUGAAGUUCGAAGAACACACCCAAAUUUACGCUCUUUUAGUCAGUUGCCAACACAGGAGCAAAUGAGAUACAUUCAUCCUGUAACAGAUACACUAAAAACGAUGUUAGCUUGUGGUUGGUCUGUUGAUGGUGAUGAAAAUCGUUACCGUGAUACACCUGGUGAUACAAAACACAUACGUAGACAAACGAUUACAAGUGAUAAUUUGUUAAAUUAUAAUCCGAGUCCAAAAGAUUUACGUGGUGUAAAUGUUACUAAAGAAAUGUUAAAUAUGGCUGAACGUCUAGCUGAUAAUGCACAUAAUAUAUGGGCCAGACAAAAAAUGAGUGAUCUCGAAGCAAUUGGUGGUGGAGUACAUCAACUACUAGUACCAUAUGAUAUAUUAACAGAUAAUGAACGUAAAAGAUAUCGGCGUCUAACCCAUGAAUUGAUUAAAUAUUUACAAUAUAAUGGUUAUAGAUUAACUGUUCGUACUGGAUCGAAUUCAACUAAUACUAAUACAAAUAAGGGGAAUGGAGGUACUAGUAAUGUUAGACAUCAUGACAACAGAAAUUUAGCACCAACAUCACGAUUUGCUUAUGGGUUAUUGAACAAGCUUUUGGAUUAUGUCGAUUCGGCCAUGUCAUCAGUUCGUGAACCAAUGCCAAGCACUCGUUAUAGUACUAGUCGUUCAUGGUUAAGUUCAAGUCAAGAUAUGAAAUUCUUUGUUAAGGUUGUACUACCAUUAGUUGAACGCUACUUUGAAACACAACAGGCAUACUUUUUAGACCCAGUAGCAGGUGCUUCAAUUGAUGAAAAGAAGAUGGCUGCCACUUUAUUUUGUAAACUCUUCUCGUUACUUCGAAUAAAAUUGAAUACAUUUGGACAUGAUGUAAAGAUAGCUGUAUCUUGUCUUCAAGGUCUUGUGCAAACAAUUGAUGUAAAAGCUAUCUUAAAGAUGGGUACUGCAGAAGAUUUUGUUCGCAGUCGCAUCCUACCGUUUUUUGUUAAUGCGGCUGACGAUUUAUGCGUUGUAGUUAGAAAUCUUGAUGCUAGUCGAUAUUCACAUGUGAAAGGUACAAUUAAACGUGGCGCAUGUUCAGUAGAUUAUAUUCACAUGGUAUUAUUACCUGUACUGAAAUCAAUGUUUGAACAUUUGGGCAAAAACGAAUGUGGCGAAUAUCUGCUAGUGGGUAAUGUCCAAGUCACAUGUUACCGAAUACUCAACGCUUUAUAUAAACUAGGUACUACAUCAUCGAAACACGCAAAUCGUCAAAGCUUUGUUGAUGAACUAAAUAGACAUAGAGCUUUAAUCGGUGAUUGCCUUGCUGCACUUGCAUCUGCAUUCCCUGUAGCUUUUCUAGAGGCUAAUUUAAAUUCUAAUAAUCCUCUUUCAAUUACAUUCAAUAAUCGUGGUGGUGAUUAUAGUCUUGAAGCUAGAGAUGUACUUGAAAAACUUUCUAAAACAAUUGGUGAUCUACAAAGCAUCAUUAAGCAAGUGGAACUUUUAGCCGAAUCUGGAGCAACUGGUGCUUCUGAAGCGCCAUAUCUUAUUGAGGUUACUUUACCUAUGCUUUGUUCAUAUUUACCUAACUGGUGGCGUAAAGGACCUGAAUGUAUGAAUUUAACUUCUUGUAAUGAUGGUUCCAAUGAAGGUGGAAUAGGACAAGACAAUAAAACUGGUAAUUUAGUACCUAAAACAAAAGGAAAUACCUUUCUAGCUAGUGCAACUGGACCUUUAACAACUGUUACAGCUGAUCUAAUGAAUCGAGUUCUUGGCAGUGUAUUGCAAUUAAUUCAAACAAACAUUGACUCAUCACAUGCACCUUGGAUGACAAGAAUAGCCACGCGUACUCAACCCAUUGUAGCUAAUUCUACAGCUGAUAUGCUUGGUCAAUAUUUUUUGCCAGUAUCUGAAAGGCUACUUGAACAUGCUUUGAUUGUUGAAAGAGUAGAAGAGGCGUAUAGAGCGGAAAAACGUGCAGGUUCUGAAAGUGUCGGUGAACGUGAAGAAGAACUAUCACGUCUAGUUGAAAUACUAGUACGAAAUUUAUUUGCGUUCUAUCCCCUUCUAAUAAAAUUUGUUGAUCGUCAUCGAAGUGCUUGGUUGAAAAAGCCGACAGCAACGAAAUUUAAACGUGAAGAAGAGAAUUUUGUAAGCGCUCAUGAAAUUGAUCGGUUAUCAUUGAUUGUGCCAAGUGGGGGAAAUUUAACACCAGGUAUAAAUCGAAGUCGAACUCACACAAAUGGACGUAAUGAGUCAAGUAGUUUGAAAAAUGUAAAAAAAGCUAAAACUGGUCCACAUACAAGUUUAACUGUUGCAUGUAUUAAACGUCUUCUACCAGUUGGUUUAAGUCAACUUGGUGGACGUGAGCAAGAACUGGUAUUAUGCGCGAAAAGAAAGCUGAUUAAGGAAACGCUUAGUUUGACAGGUGACAGAGGUUUGGAGCAUUUAAUGCAGAGAGAGAGUGACACUGCGAUUGAAGCUUUCCUCAACAAUGCUUUGGAUCAAGAAGGCGAUCUUGAUCAUAGAACUCAAAACUGGCAGAAAUUAUUAUAUAAAAAAAUUGAUCGAACUAUUGCAGCAACCGGCCGACAUGCUGAACUUGCAACAUCAACAAGAUCAGAGAUAGUUGACAAGAUUCAAAUUUUAUCCAAAGUAAUGCACGGUCUUUACUUGGUUGAUCAUCCACCAGCAAUAAGUAAAGGUUCUUGGAAGAAAUUGGUCUCCUCUCAACGUAAACGUGCCGUUAUGGCAUGUUUUCGUAUGGUACCACUUUAUGCAAUGCCAACUCAUCGUGUAAUGAAUUUAUUCAUAAAAGGCUACAUAACUGAAUGGUUAGAUUAUGAAGAAUCAUUAGGUGUGAAAUUAAUUGAAGAUGUGACAAGUGGUGCAUUACUGAAAGAUUUAUCCAAAUCAAAUGAAUUACCAUCAACAGGGGGAACUAAUGAAGUUAUAGCUGGCACUGUCCACGCAAUUGAAGGUGUUCAGAAAAGUACAGAUACUGAAACUGGCACAGCUCAAGACUUAGAUAUGAUGGAUUCAACUUUAGAGUUGGAUCUAUCAACUACAAACAAUGAUCCUGGAACGUCUAUCAGUUCAGAUAGUAAUAAAUCAGCUAGCCUACUACAAACUGGUUCUUUACAAACAACUAAUAGUUCUUCAAAUCAAUAUACUUAUGGACAAGAUUCAUCUUCAUGUCAGCCUGACCCACUGACACAAUUAUUAACAGCUCUAUGCCGUUCAGCAUCUGAUCAAGCUCCAGAUGAUCCACUAUAUUUAGCUUAUGCUAAAAUCAUGAGCAAAAGUUGUAGUGGUGAGGAUGAAGAAGAGGAAGAGGAGAACAGCAAUGAAGAAGGUUCUAGUUUUCAGGAACAAGAAGAACAAAAGCAGCAGUUGUUGAGUGAACAAAAUCGUCUUGCAGAACGUGGUGCAGCCGAAAUGGUUCUACUACAGUUAGCUGCAUCAAAAGGUGAAUCCACACCAGUUGCUCAAGCCAGUAUUGAAUUAGGCAUAGCAUUACUACUUGGCGGUAAUAUUGAUGUUCAAGGAAGAAUGUUAGAUUAUUUAAUGAAAAAGAAAUUAUCUGGUUUUUUCACAAGUUUGGCUGGUUUAACACAAAAAUGUUCCGUUUUAGAUUUGGAUACAUUUGAAAGAUGUAAUAAAGCUGAAGGAUUAGCUGUUGGUCUGUCCGACAUGGAAGGAAUAACUAACUUAUAUGAUGCUGAAUUCACUUGUAAAAUAUUUCGAUUUUUACAGUUACUAUGUGAAGGACAUAAUCUAGCCUUUCAAGAUUAUCUACGUACACAAGCUGGUAAUACUGUAUCCGUGAAUCUGAUUAUCUCGACAGUUGAUUAUUUAUUACGAUUACAAGAAUCCAUUAUGGAUUUCUAUUGGCAUUAUUCCAAUAAAGAUACAAUUGAUGAAUCAGGCAAAAAUAGUUUUGUUCGCGCUAUCAAAAUUGGCAAACAAGUGUUUCGUAGUUUAACCGAAUAUAUACAAGGUCCAUGUAUUGGAAAUCAACUAGCAUUAGCCCAUAGUCGUUUAUGGGAUGCUGUAGCUGGAUUUAUUUAUGUUUCAGCACAAAUGCAAGAUAAAUUAAGUCGUGAUCCUGAUCAGUUAGAUUUAUUACGAGAAUUUCUCAAUUUACAAAAAGAAUUGAUGAUUAUGCUGUUAUCUAUGCUUGAAGGAAAUGUUGUCAAUGGGCCAAUUGCUAAACAAAUGGUUGAUACAUUAAUUGAAUCUUCGGCUAAUGUUGAGAUGAUUCUCAGAUUUUUCGAUAUUUUCCUUCGAAUGAAAGUGAUUACUACUUCUGAAGCAUUUUUAGCUUUCGAUGUAAAUGGUGAUGGUUGGAUUUCACAUAGAGAAUUUCGAUUAGCUUUAGAACAACAAAAAACCUAUUCACCGUUGCAAUGGAGACCACCAACGUAGGCGAUCUAUAUGGAUGGUCUAGAGACUACUCGAGUUGGACUGGAAUGACGUGACGUCAAAGCGACACCUCGAGAUUAAAGCCAAACGCGGAUUACCCUUUCGUCGUAUCCAGGUACUACUGUUACUUUGAUGACCGCAUAACACAAACAACUCUAUUACAGAAAUGUAUUAUUAAGAAAAGGUACAAUAG